Spea bombifrons (plains spadefoot toad) is the source of this 1735-nucleotide messenger RNA. RefSeq names its product solute carrier family 22 member 20-like. The transcript is spliced from 10 exons. Gene Ontology annotation, biological process: transmembrane transport. Gene Ontology annotation, molecular function: transmembrane transporter activity. The record is from RefSeq and is a predicted model, not a curated record. Bases 1 to 1626 code for a protein of 541 amino acids. Lineage: Eukaryota; Metazoa; Chordata; Amphibia; Anura; Pelobatidae. Gene Ontology annotation, cellular component: membrane.
AUGGCUUUUAAUGAUAUCCUUGAGUCACUAGGUGGGGUAGGGUACUUUCAGAUAUUGCACUCAAUUCUUCUCCUGGUUCCUGUGGCACUCCUAGCUUCCCACAACCUUCUUCAAAACUUCACAGCAGCGGUGCCUGCUCACCAUUGCCGCCUGCCUAUCAACACUGCUCUCUACCAAGGUCAAGUCAAUACAACUAACUAUUCAGACCAAGCUGAACUGUUGGACUUAUUUAUCCCAUUUAACCAGGAUCAGAGACCAGAGAGAUGUGUUCGAUACAUAAGAAUCCAAGGACAACAUUUUCCAGUUAAUGUAACAGGCAAAACAAAGAAAGAGUUGAGCACAGAACAUUGCAGGGAAGGAUGGGUGUAUGAUAAAACAGUCUUCACCUCAACCAUUGUUACAGAGUGGAAUCUGGUUUGUAACCAUCAGUCCUGGAAGCUAGUUGCACGUUCAAUCUACAUGACUGGUGUGCUUCUAGGGGCUCUUGUGUUUGGUAAUCUUGCUGACAAAUUAGGUCGAAUGGAAAUCCUUACCUGGUCUUACCUUCAGAUGGGAAUUGCUGGCAGCUGUGCAGCAUUUUUGCCCAGUUUUGAUGCUUACUGUGCUUUCCGUUUCCUUUGUGGCCUAGCAUCUUCCGCUAUCUCAGUAAACACCAUCUCCUUAAUCUUGGAGUGGAUGCCUAAAAGAGGACGAACUCUGGCCGGGAAUUUUUUUGGCUUCUCAUAUUCAUUGGGACAGUUAAUCCUUGCUGCUGUCGCAUACAAGAUCCGAGAUUGGCGAUGGCUCCAAUUUGCUGUUUCAGCUCCAUUUUAUGUCUUCUUCAUCUAUUCCUGGUGGCUACCAGAAUCUGCUCGUUGGCUUAUCGUUCAAGACAGACCCCACCAAGCUUUAAAAAACCUUUGCAAGGCUGCACGUUUCAAUGGGAAGUUAAAAGAGAGUAGGAAACUGACUGCAGAGAUAUUACGCUCUGAAAUGCAGAAAGAAAGCAAGGAAAUAAGAUCAUCUCACUCGGUAAUUGACCUUGUGCGCACUCCAGAAAUGAGACGUAUGUCCGUGUGCCUUAUUUUCAUAUGGUUUUCUGCAAACCUUUCCUACUAUGGGUUGAGUAUGGACCUGCAAAAUUUUGGCCUUAGCAUUUUCCUGGCACAGGCGUUGUUUGGAGGGGUGGAGAUGGUGGCCAAAGUUCUUGUCAUGGUGGCAAUGACUUUUGUGGGAAGACGUGUCAUGCAGUUUUUGACCCUUGUUCUAGCUGGAGUUAUGGUUAUGUCUUAUGGCUUUGUACCUCAAGAUAUGCAGCUGGUGUGUACAGUCCUCGCAGUGACUGGAAAGGCGUUAUUGGCAUGUUCUGUAACAUGCAUGUACCUGUACACGGGAGAACUUUACCCCACUGAAAUAAGACAAACUGGAAUGGGCUUCAGUGCCAUGAAUGCUCGACUUGGCUCAGCUGUUGCCUCACUUCUUCACCUGACAGGAGAGUUUUCCUCCUCUCUGCUCCCUAUGAUUUUUGGGGUCACCCCUAUAGUGGCUGGUCUAUUUUCCUGCUUUUUGUUUGAGACCAGAGACUCCCCACUUCCAGACAUUAUUGGCGAUGUAGAAAGCCGACAUCACAACAGAAGAAGAUACUGAUUUGAGAAGAUACUCUCAAAUCACAGAAGUCAAGACACUGACAUGCAAUAAAUAUACUGCAGAAGACAAGGCCUUAUCAUGCAUCAUAUAUUUUGAAGAUGACUCAUAA